AUGUCACUUAGUGAAACACGUCAGCUCUUGGAGGAGAGUAGAAAGAUUGUAGAAGAAAAUGGGGAGAACCAAAGCGUACCCCUACUUUUAAACACUUUUAUAAACCUAGUAUCAAGCAUUGAUAAAAGAUUACAGUCGGUCGAAAAAGGCAUUGACAAAUUUGGAGAAAUAAAAAAUAUUAUUACAUCUCUGACAAGUAGAGUUAUUACAAACGAAAAAGGCUUACAAACAUGUCAAGGCAAAAUAACCGAACUUGAAAACAACAUACAAGGAGUAGGAAAUUUAUUCGAUAACCUAAAAUCUCAAUGUGAUAAAAACAAGAGCCUCAAUGACAAGAAUUCCAGUGAAGUUGACAAAACCAAAUCAAGCAUAAAUAAGGUUUCCAAAGACAUUUCUGAAAUAAAGUCACAAGGUAGAACUUCCACUGAAUGUAACUGCCAAGAUGAACUAGAGAAUCUCAAGGAAAGAGUGCUUGACUUAUCUUGUCGGUCUAUGAAGAACAAUCUCAUCUUUACUGGUCUUUAUGGGAUAAGAGAUGAAAACACCGAAGAACUUCUCCGAGGUUUCCUCCAUACUGAAAUUGGUAUUGAUUACCAAAUUGAAUUUGGUAAUGUCCAUCGUUUUGGACGAAGUCAGCGUGGUAUGAGACCAAUCGUCGCACGAUUUCUAUAUCAAGCCGAUUUGCAGUAUGUACUAGAAAAUGCUUACAGGUUACACAAUACUAGGUAUGGUAUCAAACAGCAGUUUCCGAAAGAAAUAGAAGACAGAAGGAAAAAAUUGUAUCCAAUCAUGAAGGAAGCAAAGUACAAUAGAAGAAAUGUGAAACUUGUUCGCGACCGACUCUAUAUCGACAAUGAACUGUACGAGAUACAUGAUGAAAUCGACACAUUUGAUCGCCAAGUACACCCAGAAGAACGUAACGAUGCCACACCUGGAAACGAACACUCGACGCCAAACUCACAAGGAGAUCGCAGAUCCACAAAACGGCCUCGCACGAGCUCAACCCCUUCAAGAUGUGGGCAACAAUAUAAUGUUAUAAACUUAUGUACUAAUGAUUAUAAUACAAUAGAUAUAACACCUAGUAAUAUACCUGUAGGGGGUAAUACAUGUACUGAUGAAAUAUAUGAUCAGAUUAAUAUGAUAUUUGAUGUAAAUGUUGAGAUUGAAAAUGCAAAUAUUUUAGUUGAUGAGAAUCCAAAUGCUCCUAGCAGUGAAUCUUUAUAUCAGUCUCAGGCAAAAGCCACAAAUAUUCAAAACAUAAAUAUCAUUUACAUUAAUUGUUGUGGAUUAAAACAUAAGUUACAAUACCCAGAAUUCGAAACUUUAUUACAAAAACAUGAAAUUUUAUGCUUUGUUGAGUCCAAAACUGACGAUAUGGAUGAAAUUUGUAUACCGGGAUAUAAGAUAAAAGCAAAAAAUAGACGUAAAAUAUCUAGAGUGAAAUCCGGUGGUAUCGUACUCGGGUUUAGGGAAAAUAUUUCUGACUGUAUUCAAGUAAUUGAGACAAAUAGUAAAUUUGUUCUGUGGUGUAAGAUUUCAAGAUUAUUUAAAGAUGGGGUUGUUAUUCUCGGUGUUGUGUACAUACCACCAGAAUACACUGCUUAUUCGUCACCUGAUGCUUUCGGUGAAAUUGAAAGCGAGUACCUAGAACUCUCAUCCAAAUAUGACAAUAUAUUUAUGGUCGGGGAUUUUAACGCCCGCACGGCCAGUGAGAAAGAUUAUAUUUUUAUUGACGAAAAUGAUAAAAGUAAUGAGUUAGAAUGUGUAUCUUUUAAUGAUGUAUGUAACCUUAACCUUUUUAAUAUACCUAUAGAUCGUAAUAGUAUGGACAAAGGAAAAAACCGUUACGGUAAUCAAUUACUUGAGUUAUGUAAAUGUAACAGUUUAUUUAUUAUGAAUGGAAGACUAGCUACUGAUAUAGCUGGUAAAUUUACCUGUAGAAAUGCAAGUGUAGUAGACUACUGCUUAUGUAAUGUUAAUUUUAUUAAAAACAUUAUUAGUUUGGACGUUUUAGAAUUUUCGCAUUUGUAUUCAGAUGUACAUUGUCCAUUGUUUAUAUGUUUGAAUCACGAAAAGAAACCUGAAUUUAGAGAGAAUUUAAAUUUUGAAAAACUAGACAGUUUAUUACAUGAUUUAGUAAAUGUUAAUUUGGAAAGUAUUAAUGAUGACAUGAUAAACUCUUUUGUGGAUGAGAUCGGAUUAAUCCUAAUAGAAUCCGCAAGGGAAACUUUAGGAACAAGAUCAGACAAGCCGAAAAAACGAGCAUACAAAAUCAAGGGAGAUAAACCUUGGUUUAACCUUGAGUGUAAAUUUGAGAGACAGAAUUAUAGGAAAUUUAAGCGCAAGCUUAAGGCGAGGCCUUCGCCUUUAUUAUCUUAUAAAGUAAAAGAAUCUGAAAAAAGAUAUAAAAAGGUCAUGGACAAGGCUAUUAAAAAACAUAAAAAAGAUAUGGCUCGAAAAUUAAAAAAUCUUAGAUCUCAAAACACCAAAGAGUAUUGGAAAAUUUUGAACCAACGCGAACAUGCAAAACAACCGAAUAUUGAUUUUGAGGAUUUACUCAACUUUUUCAAAGAGCUAAACUCAGGUAACUCAGAUCCAAUUGACUUGCCAACAAAUGAUACAAAUUUGAUGAGUGAACUGAAUGAUAAUUUGAAUAGUCCAAUUACGAAAGAAGAAAUAUUAAAAUGUAUUAAGAAUUUAAAAAAUAACAAAGCUUGUGGUGAUGAUAUGAUUAUUAACGAAUAUAUUAAGACUUCUGGUGAUUUUUUUAUUGAUUUUUAUGCUGCAUUGUUUAACCUGAUUUUUAGAACUGGAAUAGUACCAGUAUCUUGGGUGAUUGGAACGAUUAAGCCAUUUUAUAAAAACAAAGGCAAUAAGUUUGAUCCUAAAAACUAUAGACCCAUUACUAUUGUAAGUUGUAUGGGUAAAUUAUUUACAGCUAUUUUAAGUAAUAGACUUGCAAAAUUCUCUGAUGAAGUUUUACUACUCAAUGAAAAUCAGUGUGGAUUUCGAAAUGGUUACUCAACUUGUGAUUGUAUCUUUACAUUACACUCUUUUUUUGAAAUUUUGAAAUUAAAAAAGAAAAAAAUGUUCUGUGCUUUUGUCGAUUUUGAGAAAGCAUUUGACACAGUGACUAGAGAUGCUUUAUGGUAUAAGAUGUUAGUAAAUAAUAUUAAUGGUUAUAUGUAUAAGAUUAUUCAUAACAUGUAUGCUGAUAUAAAAUCAUGCCUGUCAUACAAUGGUGAAAAAUCUGAUUAUUUUCCAAGUAACAUUGGUCUACGCCAAGGGGAGAAUUUAUCCCCUUUUCUUUUUUCGCUUUUUUUGAACGAUUUGGAAGAUUACUUUUGUAAAGGGAAUUUGAUAGGCUUAAAAACUAUAUCAGAUGCCCUAGAAGACGAACUAGAUAUAUAUGUUAAACUGUUUGCAAUUCUUUACGCAGACGAUACUGUAUUAAUGGCUGAAUCAGCCACAGAACUUAAUUUGUUAUUAGAAAAAUUCGAAUCAUAUUGUGAUGUUUGGAAAAUGAAAGUCAAUGUAGAUAAGACUAAAAUCAUGAUUUUUUGCAAUGGUAGACAACCUGCUGAUCUUAAAUUUAAUUAUGGUAAUACUGAAUUAGAAAUUGUAAAUGAGUUUAAUUAUCUUGGGAUUUAUUUUUCAAAAAAUGGCUCAUUUAAAGCAAACAAGAAGCAUCUCGCAGAAAAGGCGACGAGAGCCAUGUAUGAAGUUAUCAAAAAGGGGAGAAAGCAUGGCUUAUCCAUAAGCUGUCAAUUAGAUUUAUUUGAUAAAUUGGUUAAACCUGUUUUACUUUAUGGCUGUGAAAUUUGGGGAUUUGGAAAUAAUGAUAUAUUAGAAAGGGUUCAUUUGAAAUUUUGUAAACUUCUACUACAUCUUAAAUCUUCUACCCCGAAUUGUGUUAUAUAUGGAGAACUAGGACGUUAUCCUAUUAGUUUAGAUAUCAAGGAUGAUCAUGAUGAUCCUAAAAUCAAGUUUAUAAAUUUAGAUAUUGGUUUAAACAUGACCAAUUCAAGUACACCGCUCGACUUUUGUGACUUAGCAUGA
Messenger RNA from Mytilus trossulus (common blue mussel), 4059 nucleotides. RefSeq lists its product as uncharacterized. Lineage: Eukaryota; Metazoa; Mollusca; Bivalvia; Mytilida; Mytilidae. The transcript has 3 exons. The coding region runs from base 1 to 4059 and encodes 1352 amino acids. The record is from RefSeq and is a predicted model, not a curated record.